AAUGAUAAACAAAUCUAAAAAUUUCAAAAAUUUAGAAUAUCUGCACAGACCUUAGUUCUUAGCUGUGAAAUAGUUAUAUCUCAAUUACCCUAUGACGUAUAGUUGACGUCAUAUAGUAAUAGAAUAAGUGUUCAUUAUAUCACAAAGUUUCGUGAUGCAUGAUGCAUAUGAAGCAAUUCCUAUAUUGGAGAGAUUACCUUUAGCAAUUGAAAGUAUUGCGUUUUACGGUCUCGAUGAUAAAGAAGAAGAGAGCAAUGCUCAAAUUCCAAAUUUUAAGAAACUACUCGUUGGAACGAAACCCGGACAUUUACUUGUUUAUAACGUAAGAGGGAAACCCGGUGGUUCCCCUUCCCACAUAGAAACACUAUUAGAGCGAACGAAUCGAUCGUUUUCGAAAAAACCAAUCCAGCAACUAUACGUGUCACCUGAGUUUAAAAUCAUCAUCAGUUUAUCUGAUGGUUUGGUAUCCGUACAUGAUAUUCAUACAUACCAACUUAUAACAAGCAUGCAGAGAGCUAAAGGUGCUUCCAUGUUCGCUGCAGAUUUAGAGGAGAAAGUAUCAUUACGAGGGGACGCAGCGUAUGCGUUGAGGUUAAGUGUUGCCGUGAAAAGGAAGUUACAAAUAUAUUUCUGGAAGAAUCAUGACUUUAUUCAGCUUCAUAAUGACAUCACAUUACCGGAACCCCCAAAAUCCAUGGCGUGGUGCAAAGAUUCAAUCUGUUUCGGGUUUAAACGAGAUUUUUACUUCGUGAAACUUGAUGGAAAUUCUUUGUUACAAGAAUUAUUUCCAACCGGCAAAUCAAUGGAACCAGUCAUCGGGAAAAUAGGAUCCGACCAACUUAUUUUAUUGAAGGAUGAGACAAGCGUGUUUAUCAAUAGCGAGGGGGAGGUUGUUAAUAAGAAUUCAUUCGUGUGGUCCGAUGUUCCUCUUGCUGUUGAAUCUGAAGAACCAUACGUACUUGGUAUUUUACCAAAAUACGUUGAGAUUCGGACCCUGCAUCCUAAACGACUUAUCCAAAGUAUUGAACUACAGAAACCUAGGAUGGUUACAUCAUGGAGACAAUGGACGUUCAUUGCAUCAACAACCCAUAUAUGGUCGUUAAGUAAAGUUCCCGUAGAAACACAAAUUGAACAACUUUUGCCGAAUAAAGAAUUUGAACUCGCAUUACAACUUGCUAAAUCUUGUACCGAGGGCCACAACGAGAAUCGUAUUCGUCACAUUCAGAAAUUACUCGCUUUCGAUCAAUUUUGUCGAUUUCAAUUCAACGAAGCUUUAAAGACUUUCGCAACCCUUAAUAUUGACACAUCACAAAUUAUCGGAUUAUUUCCGAACCUGUUACCUUCGGGCUACCAGAAGAAUUUAAAAUAUCCUGGGGAAGUCCCAGCUAUGAAACCGGAUGUCUUGGAUAAUGGGUUGCUUGUUCUUAUCGAGUAUUUAACACAGAAACGAAAUGAAACCGUAUCGAUUGUUACGCAACAAUUACCUGUUGUUUAUCCCAUGGUGGAAGGAAACUCUACGAUUAGUUCGAAACGACAACUUUUACAAAUCAUAGACACAACAUUACUCAAGUGUUAUUUGAAGACAAACGAUGCACUCGUAGCCCCUUUGUUGAGGUUACCCGACAACAAUUGUCACGUGGAAGAAGCAGAAAGAGUUUUAAAACAAUGGAAUAAACAACGAGAGUUGAUUGAACUUUACAGGAAGAAGGGAUUGCAUAGAAAAGCUUUGAACCUUCUGCUACAAGAAUCACAAAAAGUUAAGAAACCGGAAAAUCAAGAAAAUAUGAUCGAAUAUUUGCAACAUCUUGGUCAGAAACAUCUGGAUCUAAUUUUCCAUUUUUCUCCGGGAAUUUUGAAACAAAAUCCGAUAGAAGGACUAAAGAUAUUUACUGCGGAUCUAGCUGAAGUAGAAAGUUUGCCGAGGAAAAAAGUUUUGGAUUUUCUUUACGGGGUUUCCAAGAAAUUGGUGCUCGCUUAUUUGGAGCACGUGGUAUACGAAUGCAAUGAUGAAACACCAGAGUUCCACAACAGACUCGCUACUUCAUACAAGGAUUGUGUGUUGGAAUUAAUGGAGGAAUAUUUCAAGUCCAAUAAUGAAGUGGAGCAAUUAUCAUUGGACAAAGGUCCGGUUGAACUUCAAGAAACACGGAACAAAUUGUUAUCUUUCCUUGAAAUAUCUUCGCAUUAUGAAGCGGGGAGGAUUCUUCAUGAAUUUCCAAACAACAAGCUAACAGAGGAGCGAGCCAUAUUACUUGGUAGGUUGGGAAGAUAUGAACAAGCGCUUGCGUUGUACGCACACACACUCAAGGAUCCUCUUAAGGCUGAGGAAUAUUGCCAUAAAGUUUAUGACCAAGAUCCUACAGCUAAUAAGGAUAUUUUCAUUCAUUUACUUAAAAUGUAUCUUCAACCAAAAUCUACAACUGACAAACAAUUCCAAUUCACCCCGACUAUGAAUCUACAUGCAGCAUUACGUGUUAUGUACGAACAUUCAAAUAAAAUGGAACCUGCAAAAGCAUUAGAGUUACUACCUGAUGAUGUCAUCGUAUCAAAUAUUCAAGUUUUUAUCAAAAAAGUUUUGGAAAACCAGACGGAGAAAAAACAUAAAGCACAGGUUCUUAAUUCUCUCAUGGUGUCUGAGAGUCACCAGGUCCACGAGCAAAGAAUAUUCCACGAAAGCAACAAAUGUGUGAUAACUGAGGAUCGCGCAUGUCGUGUUUGUCGGAAGAAAAUUGGUGUCAGCGCAUUUGCGAGGUUUCCGAACGAUGUCGUACUUCAUUAUUUCUGUUGCAAAGACAAAAAUAUUCAACCUAUUGUUUCUUGAGAUAUAACGAUUGUGGCAUUUUUAAUUACUGUGCAAUACCUGAUUUAUAUGUAUAUGUAUCUAUGAGUAUUGCUGUUGAUUGCUAAUAUGAGAGUUAUUUAUUUAUGUUCAAUUGAAUGAAUGAUGGCAAGUUAUUAUCUUGUAUGGCGGGACACUGUCAGUCG
This is a messenger RNA of Ciona intestinalis (vase tunicate), 2985 nucleotides long. Lineage: Eukaryota; Metazoa; Chordata; Ascidiacea; Phlebobranchia; Cionidae. The record is from RefSeq and is a predicted model, not a curated record.